Molecule: messenger RNA, 1128 nt
Organism: Cutaneotrichosporon oleaginosum
Lineage: Eukaryota; Fungi; Basidiomycota; Tremellomycetes; Trichosporonales; Trichosporonaceae
Biological process (GO): response to nutrient; branched-chain amino acid catabolic process
Molecular function (GO): catalytic activity
Source: RefSeq, a predicted model, not a curated record
AUGCGUCAACGUCUGACGCGCCAGGCUCUCGCGACACCGGGGCUGCGCUUUGCAGACGGCCACGGUCUUCGCGGUCCAUCCGGAAAGGGCCGUGAGACUCGCAAGAUGAACUUGCAUCAGGCGGUGCGCGACGCUAUCCGCACGGAGCUUGCCGCCAACCCCCGAUCCUUUGUGUUCGGAGAAGACGUCAAGGCGCACGGUGUUUUCCGCUGCACGCAGGGCCUUGCUGACGAGUUUGGCGAGAAGCGUGUGUUCAACACUCCCCUCACCGAGCAGGGUAUCGCUGGCUUUGGCAUUGGUUUGGCCAGUGUCGGUGCUACUGCCAUCGCCGAGAUCCAGUUCGGUGACUACAUCUUCCCGGCUUUCGACCAGCUCGUCAACGAGGCUGCCAAGCAGCGCUACGCUUCUGGCGGCAACUACCCUCUCCAAGGUGGUUCGUUCACCGUCCGCUCCCCCGUCAUGAGUGUCGGGCACGGUGGUCUGUACCACUCGCAGAGUCCUGAGGGCUUCUUCCUUGGUGCCCACGGUCUCAAGGUCGCCGUUGUGCGCUCCCCAAUCCAGGCCAAGGGUGUGCUUCUGGCCGCGUUCCGCGACCCCAACCCCACAAUCGUCUUCGAGCCCAAGGUCCUGUACCGUGCGGCUAUCGAGGAGGUUCCCGUGGACGACUUCACUCUUCCUCUUGGCACCACCGACACGAUUCUCGAGGGCACGGAUUUGACUGUCGUCUCGUACGGUACCCCACUGUACACGACGCUCCGGGCGAUCCAGCUCCUCCGCAACCCCCCGCCCCAGCUGGUGCAGUUCCUGCCCGAGCGUCUCCGCCCGCCUAACCCGGCUCCUUCAAUCCAGCUCAUCGACCUCCGCGCGAUCAACCCGCUGCCGCUCGGCGAGCUUACCGAGGCCGUCAAGAAGACGGGCCGCAUGGUCGUUGUUCACGAGGCCGGCAAGAGCGGCAGUGUUGGCAACAAUGUCGCCGGCGAAGUCUCGCGCCGCGCUUUCGACUACCUCGAGGCGCCUGUCGGCCUCGUCAGCGGGUGGGAUGUGCCCGUGCCCCUCGCCUACGAGAAGUUCUACCAGCCAGACGUCAUCCGUGUGUUCGACAAGAUGGUCGAGACUCUCAACUACUAG